AUGAUUACCAAUACCAUUGAUGAUCAUCAUCAACAUGAUGGAACUUCUACUAUAAUUUUUAAUUCAAAAAAAAAAAAUUGUGAAGGAGAAGAUACAAUUAUGGUAAAAAGAAACAAUACCAAUACAACAAUAAAUAAUGACAUUCCAACUGAAGAUGAUGAUAUAACAGGACCUGAAGAAUAUGUUUUUUUGUCAAAUUUUUCAAAUUUUCUAAAUGUUUUUAUUGCUAUUAUAUGGUUAAUAAUGACUGUCUUUAUUGUACCUAUUUGUGUAAUUUUAAUUAGAUCCUUCAUAUUAGAACCUACUAGAUGGAUAAAUCAAAAAUGGUUUAACUAUCUUGAACAUAAAUGUUGUAAGAUGGUAAAUGAUCAUUGGGUAAGUGCUGGAACUUUUGCUGGUCUUCAAGUAAUUGAAUAUGGUGAUGAUAUAACAAAAAUUCAAGAUGAUAGAGUUCUUUUUUUACCAAAUCAUCUUGGUUUAUUAGAUCAUUUUAUAUUAAUGACAGCUUUUUUUAAUAAAAAUACUCUUCCAGGAAAAUAUAUUUGGGUUAUAUUUAAUAUAUGGAAAUGGACACCACUCGGUUUUAUGUGGAUGGCUCAUGGAAAUUUUUUUAUUAAUGGUGGUGCUAAAAGAAGAGAAAAAGUUUUAGGUGACUUUAGGAAACAUUUAAAUAAUAUUUAUUGGACUAAUGAUCUUGGUUAUAUUAUUAUGUAUCCAGAAGGAUCUCGUUUAUAUUUAGUUAAAGAAUCUGGUGCUAAUUUUGCAAUUAACAAUAAUUUAAAACCUUUAGAACAUUGUACAUACCCAAGAAUAGGAGCUGCUAAGACAAUUCUUGAUGUAGUUGGUCCAAAAAAUAUUACAGAAAAUGAUAUUGAUAAUAAUGGUUAUCUUAAAAAACCUAUAAAAUAUAUUGUUGAUUGUACAUUAGGAUAUCCAAAAGGAAUUGUACCAGAUAUAAGAGAUGCUUUACUUCAAGAAUGGCCUCAUGGUACCAGUAAAGUAGGUAUUCAUUAUAAAAUUUAUAAAGCAACAGAUGAAAUGUGUAAUGAAGAAAAUUUACAACAAUUUCUUUAUAAAUGCUAUCAAGAAAAAGAUAAAUUAUUAGAUUAUUAUUAUAAAAAUGAUACAUUCCCAAAUACCAAACCACGUAUAGUAUCUUUUCCAUGGAAUCGAAUGAUUAUUGUUGAAAUAUUUUGGUUAUCAAUAUUUUUUACUUCCUAUUAUUUUAUUAUGAAACCUCUUUUCAUCUAUUUUUUUCAAAUGUUUUUCUUAACAAAUAAUUAA
Strongyloides ratti is the source of this 1284-nucleotide messenger RNA. RefSeq names its product Acyl-CoA:lysophosphatidylglycerol acyltransferase 1. Gene Ontology annotation, molecular function: acyltransferase activity. NCBI's taxonomy places the organism in Eukaryota, Metazoa, Nematoda, Chromadorea, Rhabditida, Strongyloididae. Gene Ontology annotation, cellular component: endomembrane system. The transcript is spliced from 3 exons. The record is from RefSeq and is a predicted model, not a curated record. Bases 1 to 1284 code for a protein of 427 amino acids.